AUGGACAUCGACGAAUUGCCUAAGCUCGCAAGAAAACGGCAAAUUCGAGAUACUAUUGAAGGUGAGCCCGCUCGAAUCAUAGAGGAAUCUCCCGCCAAGCGUGUUCCAAGCGCAUGCGCAAGUGCCUCUUCUUCUGAUACUGCUAUUGGCACAAUUAGGAACACUCAAACUCAGGUUAGUGGUGUUACAAACACGGGCGGCAGCGCGAGACAGCAUAAUCUUACCAUUGGACAAAGAAUUUCGCCUCGAUAUAGUGUCCGAGACCCCGGGCCUUUUGUCGUCUAUGUCUACCCUAUUAAUAGGGACAAUGCUAUACAUCCUACUCUUAUCAGUAGGUUAAUUGUCAAAUCUGGAAUCCCUGACAUUUUAGAAAUUAAAAAAAUCGGUCGAGGUAAAGUUUUAAUUGAAGUCAAAUCUGCUUCCGCAGCUAAUCGCUUAGUUGAGAAUCAAGCUUUUCCUCAAAAUGAUUUGAAAGCAUUCAUUCCAGCCUAUAAAGUUCUCAGAACGGGUAUAAUUCAAGAUGUUCCACAACAGAUUGACAUUGAUAAUAUCAAAGAAGACAUUGAAUCCUCCAGGGCCAGAAUCAUCGAUAUACAGAGACUCAAUCGCAGAGUCGUUCGUGAUAAUAAAGUUGAAUAUCUUCCUUCCAGGACACUCCGGGUUAAGUUUGCAGGACAACUGUUACCGCAGGAAAUUUUUAUAUUUAAAGUCAGGCACGCUGUUCGUCCGUACAUUCCUCUGCCAAGGAUGUGUCAUUCGUGUUAUAGAAUAGGACACGUAAGCAAAACCUGCAAGAGCUCUCCCAGAUGUUUAUUUUGCGGCGAAGGCAAACAUAAUACUACUGGCAACACCGAUUCAGGAUAUACGUGUCAUAUGAAGGAUGAAUCUCCAAAGUGCAUCAAUUGCCAAGGAAGUCAUUGGACGGAAUCGAUUCUGGUGAUACAUAUCAAACAUAUGCAGGGGUAUUGGGAUCUCGUUCGCAUCCCCACUCUAAUCAACAAUAGCAGUAAUAUUUCCAGGGAUCACGUUCUUCCGCACUUUUCCAAGCAAAGGCCUGCUCGUUCAACUGUUUCUGCCGGUCCUGGCUAUGAUGCGGGAGCUCAUCAGCAAGUCCUCCAUGAGAUCAAUGGCAAAAUACCCUAUUCAUCUGGUAAUGGUGUUGCUUUCCAAAAAGACUCCCUCCCUCAGAGGCCGCGCCUUGGCGCAGAUUACGAUAUUAUGGCUCUGUUAGAGAAUCUCGGAAAUCUCUUCCGUUCUGGAAAGGCUGAAAAAGAUAAACCCAGGAGUUUGUACGAUGAAGCCUUUGAAUGCGCAUACGAUUCGGAUUGUACAUCGUCGACCUCUGUUCUGGAUUUGGCUUUGGCGUCCCCCCAACUGGCUCUUAGCUGUGAUACAUUCAUUGAGAGUGACUCUUUGGGCAGUGAUCAUCUUCCAGUUGUUACUACGGUCGGUGCUGGGCUUGCUCUUCAGAGAAAAUUCUAUUAUAAGUUGCCCCUUAAGGAUGAGGAGCUUAAAAAGGCGAUAUUUGACAAGUUAUUUAGUAGUGUCUGUGAUUCUUCCUCCUUAACUGAGGGUAAUGUCCUGGGAUGUUAUGAAGAUUUCACCAAGAAUCUUAUCGAGUGUGUCAGGGAGUUCUUUCCUGAAAACAAGAGGCUUCCGCGUUCUUCUGUGGGAGUGGAGAAACUGAAACCUCCCCCGUGGUGGAAUAAUUUGUGCACUGAGGCGGUUGGCCUCAGGAGGGAGGCAAUUGGAAGAUUGAUACGCACGCCAAGCGAGGAAAGCCUUCAAGGAUUUCGCAGGGCUCGUAGGGAGUGUUUAAAAAUUCUUUCUCAGCAAAGGCGCAAAGGCUGGCAGACUUUUGUCGGCGGAUUUAACUCCAAGACUCCUACGAGUCAGAUCUGGGCGUUGAUAAAAAGUUUCAAAAGGAAAGCCUCCUCAACUAAGUCGCCCUCUGCGCAAUGUGAACUUAUUAAGGCUUCCUCAGAUGCUAUUUCCAAAUUGUGUCCGCCCUUUGCCUACUUUGAUAGAUCUACAACACUUUCUGAUAUGAAGGCCGAUGACUCGCGUAACCCCGAGGUAUGCAAAUGGCUGGAUGAUCCUAUCACCUUUGAUGAGUUAUCCUCUGCAAUACUGACAGUUCGGAAAAAAUCAGCUCCCGGGCUCGAUCAAAUUAGUUAUGAGUUGCUGGAUUUGCUGCCUGCUCAACACUUGGAUUAUCUUCUAUCGCUAUUUAAUGAGAUUUUCUCUCAGGGGGUUUUCCCUGACUCAUGGACGUCUUCUCUGGUUGUGUUAAUUCCUAAAGCUGACGGUAAGUCUGUAAGGCCCAUCUCAUUGAUGUCCUGUGUUUGUAAACUCAUGGAGAGAGUCUUAUAUCGGAGGUUGGUUUGGUUCGUCGAAUCUAGACCUAUCCUCCCCCAGUCCCAAGCGGGUUUUAGACCAUUUAGAUCCUGUGACGAUAAUCUUGCAGUUUUGACUACGGCGAUUAGAUCUGGCUUCCUAGAGAAAUCCGUUACCAUUGCUGUAUUCUUGGAUGUAGCGGGGGCCUUCGAUAGCGUCGACCCGUUUCUUCUUUUGGGGGAUCUGGCUGAUGUCGGAGUGCCUGCGUUAUUCAGGAAAUUCAUUGAGAAUCUAAUCAGUUGUAGAGAUUUGUCUUUUGUGGUUGACGGCGAAAUCCAAGGACCUUUUCGCGCAUUCAAGGGUACCCCCCAGGGAUCUACUUUGAGCCCUCUUUUAUUCGAUAUCUACCUCAAGGAUAUUAAUCAGCAUUUGCAUCCUGGGUCCCAUUUGCUACAAUACGCGGAUGACGUUGUUCUUUAUUCUUCGCAUCGUGAUCCUGCGGUUGCCAUGGAAUCUAUCCAAAACUCUCUUAACAAUAUUUAUAAUUACCUUAAAUUUAGAAAUCUGGAAGUUUCACCGCAUAAGUCUAAAUGGAUAGCCUUCUCGCGAAAGAGAGAUCUUAAGAUCUCGUUGGAUAUUAGUAUGGACGGUAAAGUGAUUCCUAGAGUCCCCAGUCAUCGUUUUUUGGGCGUCAUUCUCGAUCAGAAUCUCAAGGGUAAGGAGCACCUAGAGUACCUUAUUGAAAAAGGAAGAAAGAUCUCUAACAUAAUUAGCACGCUUUCAGGUAUUGUCUGGGGUUCCCAUCCUGGUCUCCUUCUUACUAUUUAUAGAUCCACCUUUCGCAGUGCUGUUGAGUAUGGGUGCCAAUUUUUCGUGUGGAAAUCAUCCUCGGCGGAAUUUGUAAAACUACAGCGGCUUCAAUAUAAAAUUAUCAGGAAGGCUAUGGGAUAUCGCAUUUCAACUCCUAUCAAUGUUAUGCUCGCCGAGGCUAAGGAACACUCCUUCAGCAUUAGGCUAAACCUGACUGCCUCCAAGUUCAUCUACAAAGCUAUGGCUAGUAAAUGUAGCCCUGUAUAUCGUUCCCUGGAGGAAAUGGAAAUUAUUGCCACAAGAAGGAAGUGUAAAAUUGAAGCCAUUAAGAAUUCCAGGCUCUUCAAGUAUUUUGUUACCACUCGAGGCGAAAAAAGAACAGUAUAUCGUACCACCUUUCCACCGGCCUUCUGGUAUUCAUACGAGGUUUUCUCGCUUAAGCUUGGCUAUGUUGAUGUCAUGCAGGGGUCUGACAAAAAUGAUAAACUUCUAACUAAAGCUGAUUUUUAUCACAAAUCCUUUCAACUUAGGCAGAAUGCUACAUCUUUCUACACGGAUGGAUCGAAGAGUGAUGAAGGCUACACUGGAGCUGCCGUCGUCUCCCCCAGCAUGAACGGGGACAUCAGACACAAACUGCCAGCCAGCACCUCCAUCUUUUCCGCUGAGCUGUGGGCCAUAUAUCAAGCUGUUUUGGCGAUUCUGGAUUUGGACAUUUCUAAGUGUGUUAUAUUCUCAGACUCAAAAAGUACAUUGGAAGCACUCUGUAAUACUCGAAAAAUCCAUCGAAAUUAUAUAAUUUAUUAUAUUAAACAAGCACUUUUCGAAGCUACUAAACAAGGCAAAGUCGUCACUUUCUUCUGGAUUCCGGCUCACGUUGGAAUUCCGGGCAACGAGGCGGCGGACUCUGCCGCCAAGGAUGCUGCAGUCAAGGGCUUCAAACCUCCCUUUAGAGUUCCAUAUGAAGAUAUGAGAGAAUCGCUUGAGGCGUUAGACGCUGAAGCAAUUCGGGAAAUAACGAGUAAGGAAAGUAAAUCGCUUGAGGCGUCAGACACUAAGCACUUCAGAAAAGAAAAAAAAGAAUCGCUUGAGGCGUUAGACGCUAAGCAAUUCGGGAAAUAA
Molecule: messenger RNA, 4266 nt
Organism: Cyphomyrmex costatus
Lineage: Eukaryota; Metazoa; Arthropoda; Insecta; Hymenoptera; Formicidae
Exons: 5
Coding region: 1-4266 (1421 amino acids)
Molecular function (GO): RNA-DNA hybrid ribonuclease activity; nucleic acid binding
Source: RefSeq, a predicted model, not a curated record